Fusarium oxysporum Fo47 is the source of this 1698-nucleotide messenger RNA. RefSeq names its product amino acid permease/ SLC12A domain-containing protein. Gene Ontology annotation, cellular component: membrane. Gene Ontology annotation, biological process: amino acid transmembrane transport. NCBI's taxonomy places the organism in Eukaryota, Fungi, Ascomycota, Sordariomycetes, Hypocreales, Nectriaceae. Bases 1 to 1698 code for a protein of 565 amino acids. The transcript has 2 exons. The record is from RefSeq and is a predicted model, not a curated record. Gene Ontology annotation, molecular function: amino acid transmembrane transporter activity.
AUGCUUUCAGACGACGAGAAGAGACGCAACUCCGGCGACAAAGCCAGCGCUGUCGCAGGCGAUGCCUCCAGUCUCCAAUAUGUCGACGACAAUGGUAUGGGUCAUCUCCACCGACGACUCAACAACCGUCAGAUCCAGCUAAUCGCCGCCGGUGGUUCCAUCGGAACGGCCCUCUUCAUCUCUAUCGGUGGUGGUCUUGCCAAGGGCGGCCCUGGCAGUCUCCUCAUCGCCUUUACCCUCUACUCCCUCGUCCUCGCCUUGGUCAACAACUCGAUCGCUGAGAUGAACACGUACAUGCCCGUGGCUGGCGGCUUUGUCCGUCUUGCUGGAUACUGGGUAGAUGACGCGCUAGGCUUCCUCGCUGGCUGGAACUUCUUCCUCUACGAGGCCCUCAUCAUUCCCUUCGAGAUUACUGCCUUGACCUCUGUUAUUUCCUUCUGGAAUGCCGAUGUACUCAACCCUGGCCCAACCGCUGGUGUCUGCAUUGCAGUUAUUGUCUGCUACGGUCUCCUCAACAUCCUUGCAGUGCGCUUCUAUGGUGAAUCCGAGUUCUGGCUCUCAGGUGGAAAGCUCAUCCUUAUCUUCAUCCUCUUUGCCUUUACCUUUGUUACCAUGUGCGGAGGAAACCCCCAGAACGACGCCUACGGCUUCAGACACUUUUCGAACCCCGGUUCCUUCGCUACAUACCUCAGCCAAGGCGACAAGGGCCGAUGGGAAGGCUUCCUAGCUGCGCUCUUCACCGCAUCCUUCACUGUUGUCGGCCCCGAGUAUAUCUCGAUGGUCUCGGCUGAGGCUCAGCGCCCAACAUACACCAUCAAGAAUGCCUUCAAGACAGUCUAUUACCGAUUCUGCGUCUUCUUCAUCUUCGGUGCUUUGGCUGUUGGAACUGUCUGUGCUUACAACGACCCAGCCCUGUAUGACAUCUACUUUGGUGCCGGCGGCACUGGCAACGCAGCUUCUUCACCAUAUGUCAUUGCCAUGACCAACCUUGGCAUCAAGGGCCUCCCUCACGUCGUCAACUUCCUGAUUCUCACAUCCAUCUUCUCAGCCGGUAACACAUACACCUACUGCGCUACCCGAGCCCUCUACUCUUUGGCCCUCGAGGGCCGCGCCCCUCGAUUUCUGCGAUACUGCAACAAGUCUGGUAUUCCAGUCUACUGCUUCUGUGUCACCAUGCUAUUCCCCUUCCUGUCUCUGCUUCAGGUUGCCAAUGGCUCUGCCAAGGUUCUAGGCUGGCUGGUCAGCAUAGUCACUGGCGGCGGCUUGAUCACCUUCAUGGUCAUGUCCAUCACAUACAUCAACUAUCACAAGGCUUGCGUUGCCCAGGGUGUCGACCGAAAGACCGAGCGACCCUACUAUGGAUACUUCCAGCCCUAUGGUGCCUACAUUGCCCUAGCCAUCCAGUUCGUCAUCGUUCUUACUUACGGAUACUAUGCUUUCCGAUCCAAGUUUGACGUUGAGGUCUUCUUCCAGAACUACUCCAUGCAGAUCCUCGCCCUUCUUCUCUUCGGUGGAUGGAAGAUUUUCAAGAAGACAAAGUAUAUCCGUCCCCAUGAGGUCGACUUGGUCUGGGAGCGACCUCAAAUCGAGGCUUACGAGGCUACCUUAACUGACCCACCUGUUGGCUUUUGGGCUGAGAUGGGCCAGCUGACGAUGCCUUGCUUCUUCCGCAAGAGUAAAACAUCUUCGGAGGUUUAA